GAGAGAGCCAGGAGCUGCCUGCCAUUCCUGGUGAGUCAGUUGGCCAACAUGGAACAUUCAUUUCAUCAUAUUCUCCUGCUGGAGAUUAAGAGCAUCACUGACGCUUUCUCCUCCAUCCUGGGCCCUCAGAGCAGAGAUAUUUUCCGCAUGAGCAACAGCUUCACCACCAUUGCCAAGCUCCUUACCCAACAACUGGAAACUGCCAAGGCCAGAAGCAGCAGGAAAAAACCAAGCACUGAGUUUGAAAUCCCUGAGAAGCUGGAAGAAAUUAAGCUCACAUUGACUGAAAAUGAAGACCGUGAAAAGCUACAAGUUAAAAUACAGGCUUUUGAAGACAAAAUAAAUGCUGAGAGCAAUACUCCUAGCUCUAUCAGAAGAUAUAGUUUGGGCCAAUUUUCUAAGGAAGAAAGAAAAGACAUUAGAUUUAGCAGGGUGACCAAUGCCUCUUGGUUUGUCCAGGACUUUCCCAGUUUUAGCAUGGAGAGUCUCAAGUCCCAGCAGCCACCUCAGUUCCCAGCAAACCAGGAUGAUUCUGUUAGAAGUUGCGUAGCAAAGUUGUUCUUUACCUGCUCCCUGAAGGGUCAUUACUGCCUCUACAGUAAAUCCAGUUUUAUUCUCAUCAGCCAAGAACCUCAGCCGUGGAUCCAGAUCAUGUUCCUCUUUCAGCAGAGCCUGUUUCCUGAGCCCCUAUCCAUACAAAGUCAUUCUGUGCAAUUUCUCAGAGCUCUGUGGGAUAAGACCCAGGCAGAGGGUGCUCACAGCUUUGAAACAGCCAUGAUGGAGUCCACAUUUCCACAGCAGAAGUGUACCUCUUCUCCCUUCACCUUCCUCACCUCAGAAUUCGGCUCAGACACAUUUACUCCAGGAAGCUUUGCUGCUUCCCCUGCCCCGUUAAGAAGAGUUGUAAAUCAAGAUGGCCAGCCUCUCAUAGAAGGAAAACUUAAAGAGAAGCAAGUCAGAUGGAAGUUCAUCAAAAGGUGGAAAACUCGUUAUUUUACACUGGCUGGAAAUCAACUUCUGUUUCAAAAAGGAAAGUCUAAAGAUGAUCCUGAUGACUCUCCAAUAGAACUCAGCAAAGUACAGAGUGUGAAAGUUGUGGCCAGAAAACGCAGGGACCGCUCCCUCCCUCGAGCUUUUGAAAUCUUCACAGACAAUAAAACCUAUGUUUUCAAGGCCAAGGAUGAGAAGAAUGCAGAAGAGUGGCUCCAGUGCAUCAAUGUGGCAGUUGCCCAAGCAAAAGAGAGGGAAAGUAGAGAAGUAACCACAUAUCUGUAGGGAUUUGCAAGCCGACCUCACACUGACUGUAUACAAUGGGCAUUGCAUUAUCAUUGCCAAUGUCAAGAAAAAGAGAUAAAUUCACCAAGUCACGUUGUGUUUUUCUAAGUACCAGUGGAACUGUUUUCCCUAAGAAGCAGGACCUAAAAGUGGCACGAUUUUUAUGCAUUUCAUAUUCUAAUGGCACCUCGUUAACUCCAGAACAUCUGUGUGAUGCAUACAGGAAAAGGAGCUACAGAAGGUAUGGGGCAGAAAGGGGAGAGUGAAGGAUCUAGGAACCUCUGUAGAUAUGCCAUUGUACAUUGUAAGAACACAACUUUACAAGAUACCUGAAAUACCUAUCCUGAGUUAAGAUUAAGCACUUCUGAUGAAAACCACAGUCUGCCAAAAGUAUUAGAAGAAAAAAAAAAAAGCCCUAUUGGGAAAAGUCAAAAUUAUUGACCCUGAGGGAAAGCAUAUAACUGACUUACAUAGACAUACAACUGUCUUUUUUCUCUCGAAUGCAAAUGAGGCGAACACAUGGUAAAAUGGUUCUCAAGUGAAGACAGUUAUAUAAUUAAAUGUCUGUCUUUCAGAACAACUUCUCUGAUUAUUCCAUUUAGGUUCAUAUAAUAUGAUCUAAAGUGUAGGUUCUUGGCUAUAUCUCCUGCCCAAGGCAGUAAGUGUAAGCUAGGAUAAACAUAGAAACCAUUUUCACCAUCUUCAAAAUAUGGGCCAUUUCCAUUAAACUUUGAGAUGUUAAAGUUCUAUACCUUUCUUCUUUAUAUUCAAUCUUUUAAUAUCUCAAAAUUACAUUUAAUGGAUUUUCCCAUAACUCAUAUUUUUAAAAAAAAUUAAGCUGUGGCAGGCAGAAUUACAGAAUGAUUCCCAAUGGCCUACACCCGGAUCCUCCCCUUGAGUGUGGUGGGACUUAUAAUUUGCUUUUAACUAAUAGAAUAAGGCAGAAAGAAUAGGAUAGUCUCUUCCAUGAUUAUGUUACAUUACAUGGCAAAAGUGAAGAGAUUUCUGGUUCUUAAUCAGGUGACUUUGAGCAAGUCAAAAGGCGGAUAUGACCCUGGGUGGGCCUGACCUCAUCAGAUAAGCCCUUUAAAAAAGAGUGAACAAGUCAGAGACUCUCUCUUCCAUUGGCCUUGAAUAAGUAAGCUGCCACGAGUUCUAUAGCUUCAAGGGAAUGAAUUUUGCCAACAACCAGCGAGCUUGGAAGAGGAUCCCAGCCCCAGCCAACACCUUGAUUGCACCUUUGCGAAACCCUGGGCAGAGGACCCAGCUAAGCUGUGCUUGGACGUCUGACCUAGGGGAACUUUGAGAUAAUAAAUACAUGCUGUUUAAAGCUG
Molecule: messenger RNA, 2609 nt
Organism: Leptonychotes weddellii (Weddell seal)
Lineage: Eukaryota; Metazoa; Chordata; Mammalia; Carnivora; Phocidae
Source: RefSeq, a predicted model, not a curated record